UAAACGAAAUCAUUAAACUCGUCGACGAGGUUGAAGAAACAAAGAGAGAGAUAGCAAAAUGGAAUGGAGGAAAUGGUACUUAGACGUGAUUCUUGUGCCACUAGCUCUAGUGAUGAUGCUUUGUUACCACAUCUACUUGUCCUUCAUGGUUCGAACCCAUCCCUUCUCCACUGUCCUCGGCAUCAACUCUCGCGGCCGCCGGAUCUGGAUUUCCUCUAUGAUCAAGGAGAAUCAGAAGAUGAACAUAUCGACGGUACAAACACUCCGUAACGUAGUAAUGGGAGCUACACUGAUGGCUACGACCUGCAUCCUCCUCUGCGCCGGUUUAGCCGCAGUCAUAAGCAGCACUUACAGCAUCAAGAGGCCCCUAAACGACGCCGUUUAUGGAGCACAUGGAGAUAUCGCCAUAGCCAUCAAAUACCUAACGAUUCUCACAAUCUUCAUCUUUUCUUUCUUCUCACAUUCUCUCUCCAUCCGCUUCCUCAACCAAGUCGCCAUGCUCGUUAACAUCCCUAACUUAUACCCUAAUCCCUCUGGUGACUUGUUCCUCACGUCUGAGUAUGUCUGCGAGUUGUUCGAUAAGGGUUUCUUUCUCAGCACGGUAGGCAACAGGUUGUUCUACGCAGGGUUUUCUCUGAUGUUAUGGAUCUUUGGUCCCAUCCUCGUGUUCUUGAGCGUUUUGGUGAUGAUGCUUGCUCUUUAUCACGUGGACUUUGUGUCACUCGGCAACAAUAAAGAGAAACAACGUAUAGUGGAUUGUCCUCGCGCCUCUGAUCCUCCAAAUGGUGGUGGUGAUGCAUAAUACAUUUCCAAAUGUAAAAAUGUGGAAUUUUGG
Brassica oleracea var. oleracea is the source of this 835-nucleotide messenger RNA. RefSeq lists its product as uncharacterized. The transcript is spliced from 2 exons. Lineage: Eukaryota; Viridiplantae; Streptophyta; Magnoliopsida; Brassicales; Brassicaceae. The coding region runs from base 59 to 802 and encodes 247 amino acids. The record is from RefSeq and is a predicted model, not a curated record.